Schistosoma rodhaini is the source of this 1663-nucleotide messenger RNA. NCBI's taxonomy places the organism in Eukaryota, Metazoa, Platyhelminthes, Trematoda, Strigeidida, Schistosomatidae. The record is from the annotation of a GenBank genome assembly.
CCAAUAUUUAUGUGUUUAAAUAAGAAUAGUAAUAAUAUGAUAGAAUUGUUUGUUGAAGAUAUUUUGUCACGUUUUUGGUAGUAUCUUAGGUGCAAUUGUCCAUUUAACCCAUAGUUUGUAUACAUUUAAUGAAUAGUCAACACUAAGCAUGGUACAUCACUUCUUAACUAGUCAGUCCGUAGAUUUAUACUUCUUGCUAGGGAACGUGAGAAAGAAACCGGAUUAUUGUAUUGUUGGUUUGAAUGAUUUGAGAAUGUAAUCACAGUGCUCUAGAGACAACUAUCUGAGGCCAAUCACACAUAUCUAAACUUUACUGCCGUCGACGGUAAUCUAUGUAACAAAGUAACAUGUACUAUUUUUGGGAUCAACGUUUUCUAACUUCCUUCAUUAUUUAUUUGAAGACAAUGUUAUUAUAGAUGUUGGUUAUCAAAUCGUUUUAUUCUUGAAGGUGUAGCCGACUGACUGACUGAAGGUGUAUUCAUUAAUGUUUAAUGUGAAAUAUCAUUCUUUCCUUUCUAUUUUUCUUUAUUUAGGAGACUAUACCUAUAACUAAUGAAGAAGGCCUAUCAAAACGACCAAAUCGUAAAUUGAUUCAAUAUUUAAAGCGUAAAGAAAAAAUUUAAAAAAUUCUCAAUAUAUAAUAGGCAAGACGUGAAAUAAGGAAAGUGUAUAAGGAACGUCGUAAAAUCCGCCAACAACAACAGCAACAGGAACAACAAUCAUCAUCGUGUGUUGUUCAUAAUGUGGAUAAUGAUACUUAUGUAUCAACAGAGAAUCUUUCCAUUCCGAAGAAUACACUGACUUCACACAAGUCGGAAUGUUAUAAACGUUUAAAAAUGUCCGAUUCAUUAUGUCAAACUAAAGUUGUCAUUGAUUGUUCAUAUGAUCAUUUAAUGUCUUUUAAAGAUAUAUGUAAAUUAGCUAAUCAGGUAGCUAAUUGUUAUUCUUUCAAUAGACGUGCUAAACAUCCAGUUCAACUCUAUAUCACUGGUUUAGGUCCCUGUAACACCAUAGAAACGAAUAUCAAUGAUAAAGAUAUAUCUACCGGUGAUAAUUUGUUAUCUGUAGAUAAAUGUAAAUCUAUCCGAUUAUAUGACAGAUUAAAAUUAUGCAACUGUGAUAGUUGGGAUGUGAAUCUAUGUGAGGAUGAUUUUACUAAACUAUUUCCAACUGAUAAAAUUGUUUAUUUAUGCGCUGAAUCAGAAUAUACUUUACCAGAAUCAUUUAAUGUAAACGAUCCAUCUAAUGCUACUACUAAUAUAGAUGAUGCAUCCAAUGAUAAUACAACUACUAGUAAUAAUAUUAAUAAUAAUCACUUUAAUCAAGAUGAUAUCUAUGUCAUAGGUGGUUUAAUUGAUCAUAAUCAUUUAAAGGGUUAUUGUUAUAACCAAGCUAUAAGAAAUGGUUAUAGAACAGCUAGAUUACCAAUUAAAGAAAUCCAAUUAAAUAUAAAUGGUCGUUUAAUUUUAUCAACUUUACAUGUAUUUCAAUCAUUAUGCCCCGUGUUAAAUGGUACAAUGACAUGGUUAGAAAGUUUAAAAGAUACGAUACCUUCAAGAAAAUUAAUUCAAUAAUUCAUUGUAUAUAAUAAAUUCAUUAUUAUUAUUCUAAUUGAAUGAAUAAUAUAUUGUUUACAUUUGAAGAUAAAGAAUGUUCUAGUUUU